CCGCGGGCUCCGGGAGCGAGAGGCUGCCCUCUCCGCCGCGCCCCCCUUCCGGCUCCGAGGCCCCGCGCCGUCUCCGCGGCCGCUCAGCGUGCCUGGUGCUGCGCUCCCGCCGUGCGCCCUGGGCCCGGCCGCGCGGUUCCCCUAGAUUUCAAGUUGGAGAUUUUUCAGGUCAUAAUAUGAAAAUGCUGCUGAUUUUGUUCCUCAUAAUAAUUUGUUCCCAUGUUUCUGUGAACCAAGAUGCUGGUCCUGAGUAUGCAGACGUGGUGUUUCUGGUGGACAGCUCUGAUCACCUGGGAACUAAGUCCUUCCCUUUUGUAAAAAUGUUUAUCAACAAAAUGAUCAGCAGUCUUCCCAUAGACACCAACAAAUACCGCGUGGCCCUGGCCCAGUACAGUGACAUGCUCCACACUGAGUUCCAGCUGGACACCUUCAGGAGCAGGAACCCCAUGUUGAACCACAUCAGGAAGAACUUUGGGUUCCUAGGUGGCUCCCUGAGGAUAGGGAAUGCUCUCCAGCAGGUUCACAGGACCUAUUUCUCUGGGCCCGCAAGCAGGAGAGACAAGAAACAGUUCCCCCCAAUUUUGGUGGUCCUGGCUUCAGCCGAGUCUGAGGAUGACGUGGAAGAGGCUUCCAAGGCCCUGCAGAGAGACGGGGUGAGAAUCAUCUCUGUUGGGAUGCAGAGGGCAUCGGAGGAGAACCUGAAGACCAUGGCCACAGCUCAGUUCCAUUUCAACCUCCGGACGGCCAGAGACCUCAUCAUGUUUUCCCAUAACAUGACGCAAAUCAUCAGGGAUGCAGCCCAGCACAGGGAAGGAGCAGCCAAUGACACUCUUGUAAAAGGGUGCCAAGGCCCGUCAGUGGCUGAUGUGGUGUUCCUGCUGGAUGUGUCAAUUAAUGGCAGCCAGGAGAACUUUGAUUAUCUUAAAGAAUUCCUGGAAGAAAGUGUGUCUGCCCUUGACAUAAAGGAAAACUGCAUGAGGAUCAGCCUUGUGGCUUACAGCAAUGAGACAAAGGUGAUAAAUUCACUGAGCAGGGGCAUCAAUAAGUCAGAGGUUCUCCAGUAUAUACAGAACCUCUCUCCCCAGAUCGGGAAGGCCUACACGGGAGCUGCUCUCAGAAGGACUAGGAAGGAGAUCUUCAGUGCACGAAAUGGCAGUAGGAAGAAUCAGGGGGUGCCCCAGAUCGCCGUGCUGGUGACCCACAGACCCUCAGAGGACAACGUGACCAAGGCAGCCGCUAACCUCCGGCGUGAGGGCGUGACCAUCUUCACCAUGGGCAUAGAGGGGGCCAGCAACCCCCAGCUGGGAAAGAUAGCAUCUCAUCCUGCCGAGCAGUAUGUCUCCAGGCUGAAAACCUUCUCCGACCUGGCUGCUCACAACCAGACAUUUCUGAAGAAGCUGCGGAACCAAAUAACGCACACAGUCUCCGUCUUUUCGGAAUGGACCGAAACACUCAAAUCCGGUUGUGUGGACACAGAAGAAGCAGACAUCUACCUGCUCAUUGAUGGCUCUGGGAGCACGCAGGCCACAGACUUCCAAGAAAUGAAGACCUUCCUGUCAGAGGUCGUAGGGAUGUUCAACAUUGCUCCCCAAAAAGUGCGGGUUGGGGCUGUUCAGUACGCUGACAACUGGGACUUGGAAUUUGAGAUCAAUAAAUACUCUAACAAGCACGAUUUGGGAAAGGCCAUUGAGAACAUCAGGCAGAUGGGUGGGAACACAAACACAGGUGCAGCCCUGAAUUACACACUGAGGCUAUUGCAAAAAGCAAAGAAGCAGCGAGGAAACAGAGUGCCAUGUCAUCUUGUUGUCCUGACGAAUGGCAUGUCCAAGGACAGCAUCUUGGAGCCUGCAAGAAGACUGAGAGAAGAGCUCAUCCACGUUUAUGCCAUUGGGGUGAAGGAGGCCAACCAAACACAGCUGCGAGAAAUUGCUGGCAUGGAAAAGAGGGUGUACUACGUGCAUGACUUUGAUUCUCUGAAAGACAUUAGAAACCAAGUUGUUCAAGAAAUCUGUGCUGAAGAAGCCUGCAAAAACAUGAAAGCUGACAUUAUGUUUCUGGUGGACAGUUCUGGCAGUAUAGGACUUGAAAACUUCGUCAAAAUGAAAACAUUUAUGAAAAACCUGGUGAGCAAAUCCCAGAUUGGGGCAGAUCGGGUACAAAUUGGCGUAGUCCAGUUCAGCGACAUCAACAAGGAGGAGUUUCAGCUCAACAGAUACGUGUCCCAAAGUGAAAUUUCAGAGGCAAUAGACCAAAUGGGUCACAUUGGGGAAACCACCUUGACGGGUAGCGCUCUGACGUUUGUUUCUCAGUACUUCAGCCCCGCCAAGGGGUCCCGGCCCAACGUCAGGAAGUUUCUCAUCCUCAUCACAGAUGGUGAAGCUCAGGACAUAGUCAAGGACCCAGCAGUAACACUUCGGCAAGAAGGUGUAAUUAUCUACUCUGUGGGGGUGUUUGGCUCCAAUGUCACCCAGCUGGAGGAGAUCAGUGGGAGGCCAGAGAUGGUUUUUUAUGUUGAGAAUUUUGACAUUCUGCAGCACAUCGAAGAUGACCUCGUUUUUGGGAUAUGCAGCCCCCGCGAAGAAUGCAAGCGGAUUGAAGUCUUGGAUGUUGUGUUUGUAAUUGACAGCUCUGGAAGCAUUGACUCUGAUGAAUAUAAUAUUAUGAAGGAAUUUAUGAUUGACUUGGUGAAAAAAGCCAAUGUUGGCAAGAAUCAGGUCCAGUUUGGGGCUCUGAAGUACGCUGAUGACCCCGAGGUGCUAUUUUAUCUGGAUGACCUUGGCACGAAACAGGAGGUGAUAUCAGUGCUCCAGAAUGACCAGCCCAUGGGGGGUAACACUUACACUGCCGAGGCCCUGGGCUUCUCAGAGCACAUGUUCAUGGAAGCCCGGGGCAGUCGCCUGCACAAGGGGGUCCCCCAGGUCCUCGUGGUGAUCACUGACGGGGAAUCCCAUGAUGCGGACAAGCUCAAUGCCACGGCCAAGGCCUUGAGGGACAAAGGCAUUCUUGUCCUGGCCGUGGGGAUCGCCGGUGCCAAUCCCGUGGAGCUGCUGGCUAUGGCAGGGUCUGGGGACAAGUACUUCUUCGUGGAGACUUUCGGAGGCCUGAAGGGGAUAUUUUCAAAUGUGUCAGCCAGUGUGUGUAACUCUUCAAAAGUAGAUUGUGAAAUUGAAAAAGUAGACCUUGUGUUCCUCAUGGAUGGAUCGAAUAGCAUUCAUCCAGAUGACUUCAAGAAGAUGAAGGAAUUCUUGGCAUCCAUUGUUCAAGACUUCGACGUCAGCGCCAACAGGGUGCGUGUAGGAGUGGCCCAGUUUAGCCACACCUACCAACCAGAGUUUCAUCUGGGCAAUUUCAUAGGCCAAAAGGAGAUAUCAUUUCAGAUCGAAAGCAUCCAGCAGAUCUUUGGGUACACACACAUCGGCGCUGCCCUCUGGCAGGUGGGGCACUACUUCCGGCCAGACAUGGGCAGCCGGAUACAGGCAGGCGCCCCGCAGGUGCUGCUGGUCCUCACGGACGGCCGGUCCCAGGACGAGGUGGCUCAGGCCGCUGAAAACCUGAGACGCAAAGGAGUUGACAUUUAUUCCGUGGGAAUCGGGGAUGUGGACGACCAGCAGCUCGUUCAGAUCACCGGCACUGCAGACAAAAAGCUGACAGUUGAUAACUUCGAUGAACUGAGGAAGGUCAGGAAGAGGAUCGUUCGCAGCAUCUGCACCUCCGGGGGCGGCAGCAAUUGUUUUGUGGAUGUUGUAGUGGGAUUUGACGUCUCAACUCAUGAGAAUGGGCAGACUUUGCUCGAAGGUCAGUCUUGGAUAGAAACCUACCUUCAAGACAUCUUACAUGCCAUCAGCUCCCUCAAUGGGGUAAGCUGUGAGGUGGGCACAGAGACUCAUGUUAGUGUGGCUUUUCAAGUGACUAAUGCCAUAGAAAAAUAUUCCCCCAAGUUUGAGAUCUACAGUGAAAACAUACUGCACAGCUUGAAGGAUGUGAUAGUUAAAGGACCAUCUCUUCUCAACGCAAACCUCUUGAGCUCUCUGUGGGAUGCAUUUCAGAAUAAAUCAGCUGCUCGAGGAAAGGUGGUUCUCUUAUUUUCCGAUGGAUUGGAUGAUGAUAUUGAAAAGCUUGAACAAAAAUCUGGUGAACUUAGGAAAGAAGGCCUGAAUGCCCUUAUAACUGUUGCUCUGGAUGGAGCCAGUGCCUCGGGCGACCUGGCUGAUCUUCUCUACAUUGAAUUUGGGAAAGGAUUCGCGUACAGGACCCAGCUCACUAUUGGGAUGAGGGAUCUUGGGAGCCGACUAUCAAGGCAACUAGUCAAUGUUGCCGAAAGGACAUGCUGCUGUUUAUUCUGCAAGUGCAUUGGAGGAGAUGGCACACUGGGAGAGCCUGGAGCGCCAGGGAAGAAGGGACCCCCUGGUUUUAAAGGCAGUGAAGGCUACCUGGGAGAGGAGGGCAUUGCUGGAGAAAGAGGAGCCACCGGACCAGCGGGAGAGCAAGGUGCUAAAGGGUGCCAUGGUGCCAGGGGUCCUAAGGGAAACAGGGGACUAAAUGGACAGGAGGGAGAAGUUGGGGAAAGUGGAAUUGAUGGAUUAAAUGGAGAACAGGGUGACAGUGGUCUUCCUGGAGGAAAAGGAUCAAAGGGUGAUGAAGGAUCCCAGGGAAGCCCAGGGAAGAAAGGAAUGUCUGGCGACCACGGAACAAAGGGCCUGCGAGGAGACCCUGGAGUUCCUGGACUUGACAAUAGCAUACAAGGACCAAAGGGCUUAACAGGAGAUCGCGGAAGACAGGGUAGAAGAGGCUGGCCAGGCCCCCCUGGAACACCAGGCUCCAGAAGAAAGAUGGCAGCUCAUGGCCGAAGGGGACAUACAGGUCCACAGGGGAAAACAGGCAUCCCCGGCCCAGAGGGACUCGAAGGCUCACCGGGACUGACAGGCCCUCAGGGCCCAAGAGGAGAGGCUGGUGUGAAAGGGGAGAAAGGCGAUCUGGGAAGUAGAGGUCCUCAGGGACCUCCAGGACCAGGAGGAGAGGCAGGGACUCAAGGCCACUUGGGAAGCCAAGGAAAUAAAGGAGAACCUGGAGCUCCGGGAAGCAAAGGAGCUCUUGGCCUGCCUGGUCCCCGAGGCUUGCCGGGGGACGAUGGCCACCCGGGUUAUGGCAGCUUUGGAAGUAAAGGAGCAAAGGGGCAAGAAGGAUUCCCUGGAGAAAGUGGAGCUAAGGGUGAGAUUGGGGGCCCAGGUGGCCUAGGAGAAACUGGACCCCAGGGGGCAAGAGGCCAGACGGUAUCCACUGGGCUUCCAGGAGAGAUGGGAUUCCCCGGAGAGCCAGGACCUGCUGGGCGCAAGGGUGUGAAAGGGGCCAAAGGAUUGACUUCGUUUUCUGCAUGUGAGCUCACUCAGUUUGUACGGGACCACAGUCCCGGCAGACACGGAAAGCCAGAAUGCCCAGUGCACCCUACGGAGCUGGUGUUUGCCUUAGACCAGUCCCGGGAUGUCACGAAGCAAGAAUUUGAGCGGAUGAAGGAGAUGGUGUCUUCCCUGGUGAGGGGCGUCCGGGUCCGGGAGAGCAGCUGCCCUGUGGGCGCGCGCAUCGCCAUCCUCUCCUACGGCUCCCACGCCAGGCACCUCAUCCGCUUCUCGGACGCCUACAAGAAGAGCCAGCUUCUCAGGGAGAUUGAAGCUAUUCCUUACGAGAGAUCCUCAGACAGCAGGGAGAUCGGCAAAGUCAUGAGGUUUAUUUCCAGGAAUGUUUUCAAGCGCACGCUUCCAGGGGCCCACGCGAGAAGAAUUGCCACGUUCUUCAGCAGUGGUCAAUCUGCCGAUGUCCACUCCAUCACCACGGCCUCCAUGGAAUUCAGUGCCCUUGACAUUGUCCCGGUGGUGAUUGCUUUCAGCAAUGUGCCCUCCAUCAAGCGUGCGUUUGCGAUUGACGACACGGGCUCAUUCCAGGUGAUCAUGGUUCCGCCUGGGGCUGACUACACGCCUGCACUAGAGAGGCUCCAGCGGUGCACUUUCUGCUACGAUGCAUGUAACCCGGAUUCUUUCUGCAACCAAGCCACCCCACCACCUUCUGUACAGUCCUACAUGGAUGCUGCUUUCCUUCUGGACAGCUCCCAACAUGUGGGAAGUGCCGAAUUUGAAGACAUAAGAGGCUUCCUGGGAGCACUGUUAGAUCACUUUGAAGUCAGCCCAGAGCCCAAGACCUCUGUCACUGGAGACCGGGUGGCCCUAUUAAGCCAUGCUCCCCCCAACUUCCUACCCAACACUCAGAAGAGUCCUGUUAGAACCGAGUUCAACCUUACCACCUACAACAGUAAACACCUCAUGAAGAGGCAUGUGGAAGAAUCAGUCCAACCACUAAGUGGAGAUGCCUUUAUCGGCCAUGCCUUGCAGUGGACUGUGGACAAUAUCUUCUUAAGUACACCCAAUCUGAGAAGAAACAAAGUCAUAUUUGUGAUAUCUGCUGGGGAAACCAGUCACUUGGACAGGGAAACUUUAAAGAAAGAAUCCUUGAGAGCCAAGUGCCAAGGCUAUGCCCUGUUCGUGUUUUCCUUGGGCCCUGCCUGGAAUGACAAGGAGCUGGAGGAGCUAGCCAGCAGCCCUUUGGACCAUCACUUGGUCCAGCUUGGCCGAGUUCAUAAACCUGACCACAAAUAUGGUGUGAAGUUUGUGAAGUCCUUUAUAAACUCCGUCAGGCGUACAAUCAACAAAUAUCCACCAAUAACCUUCAAAACCAAGUGCAACAGACUCAGCUCCACAGACCCAAAGCAGCCCCCACAGCAGCUACAAAGCUUUGCUCCUGGACCACAUAAAGCAGCCCUCAAAGAAGACACAUUACAGAAGGCAAAAUUCUUUCAAGACAACAAGUAUCUUUCAAGAGUAGUAAGAGGCAGCCGAGAUGGUACUGUUCAAAAUUUUACCAGAAACAUAUUCCAUACCUUUAAAAAUGGAAAACAGGUGAUAAAAACUGCUCCCAAACAACAUGAUAAAGGACAUGCUCAAAGAAUUUAGCCUCAGAAGGGAUGGUAAAACUCUGGACUUAAAUAAUUAAGUUCACUGCCAUCACCGUGGGCAACUUUUAUUUGGGUAUCUGCCUGUAUCCAAGGUCCACUCAGAGGGCUGGACAAACCACACGUUGUAGAUGAUCCAGCAACUUGACCCCUUGCACUUGUUGGUAUUAAGAUGUCCUGUCCAUUUAUCUGACUGCUCCUGUUAACUCUAGCACUGUAAGACUGAUGUGUUCAAGAACUGUUAUCAUUAAAAGAUGGAAGAAUGAAAGAAGUAUUUUUGAAAAGUCUAGUGGAAAUACAACUGAAGGUAAACUUUAUAUAGUGUAUACAUGGGCUAAUUCUUUUGAUUAUAGAUCUCUGUCUAGUUCACUUUAUGUAAACCAAGACUUUUUUCUCAAUUUAAUACUGUUUAAUGCUCAUGUAGUUAACCAAAGAUAGUUCUGGGAGACUCCAGAAUUUAUCUUAGUAAUUGGUGCUUCUGGUAUGUCACAACUUUGGACAUUUGGCUUUCCAGGAUGAUUGCAUUUAAGCACACCACUGUCUCUGCAUGGACCAGCCGGGGGCUUGUGCUACAAGUUUCUUCUCACCUUCUGUAGUUGUUUGCCUGGACAGGUGAGGGGCAGAGAGUAAUUUUCCCCAGCUGCAAAUCCUCCUUAACCCCACGAGAAACUCAUUAAUUUCUCCAGAACAUAAAUUAUUGCUUUUGAGCUGAAGUUCCUUCUCAUUAUACAGAGCCCCCUGCCCGGCCAUUUUGAUGGGCACUUUUCUUUCCUAUUAUUGCCAUUUAUUAUUUUUUUUACUAAUCCAUAUAUCCUUUACCCAAGGAGAAGACAGGCACAAUUGUCAUGGGUAAAGCUCUGAGUUACUUUUGCCAUCAGGUAGCUACACUCAAUAGUGCAUAGCACCAAAAAGGACUGGCAAGCUCUGGACAGAGCCUCAACUGCAUAGUUUGGAAAAGAUAAGAAAGUUGUUGAUAUUUGGAUCUACAAAUCCACGUGGGGUUGCAGAGAUGCAAAGAGAUCAGAGUAAGUUAAAGCAGGAGAGGUCUCUGAAGUACUAAGCCUCUGGUGGCCUCCACUGACAGCUGCUCUCUCCCCAUCCCCUCACGUAACUAACUAAUCUUACGGAGGGGCUGAUACUAUCAGCAACUGAACAGCAGGCAGCAUUUAGUCCAGACACAAUGUUCAGACCUUACCUUGACCUCUGAGGGCGGCUCCAUAGUUGGAGCCAACGGCCUUGCUGGGCAGAGGACCACCCUCUUCAGCCAAUAGGGAAGCCUCCUUGGAUGCGCAGCAGGUGGGAACCGACACCUAAGACCAGCAGGUAUGAUCAGAUUUUUUUCUAUACCUCUACUCAUAAAACUUGGGAACAAAGGGCCACCUGCAGUGUUUUUUUAAACCACCUCUGCCAUCCUUACUCAGG
Molecule: messenger RNA, 8419 nt
Organism: Manis javanica (Malayan pangolin)
Lineage: Eukaryota; Metazoa; Chordata; Mammalia; Pholidota; Manidae
Gene: COL6A6
Product: collagen type VI alpha 6 chain
Source: RefSeq, a predicted model, not a curated record